UACUGUGUGCGUGUCGUCUCCCUGAUGCUCCGCUACCCACGCAAGACUACAACAACUGGCGACGAAGACAUUCGGAUUCAAUUACCUCCAGGUAGGCGAGCACCGCACAUCCAUUGCUCAAUUCAGGCAGUUAAAAGCAAGUAAAUAGCAGCGGAGAAAGAUGUCGGCCAGGGUAGGAAGAUUGCUCGAGUUUGACCAGUCUCACGACAACUUUAACUCCUACAUGGAACGAUUUGAGCAUUAUGUGACAGCAAAUGAUAUUUCAGAAGACAAAAAGAAAGCAACGUUCCUCACAGUGAUAGGUGCAAAGACAUAUGAAGUCCUAAAGAACUUAGUCGUUCCGGACGUGCCAGGGAAUAAAUCCUACCGGGAGCUAAAAGGCCUCUUGGAAGAGCACUAUAGUCCAAAACCGUCUAUAAUUGCAGAACGCUGCAAGUUUAAUCGACGUUGCCAGGAAGCGCAUGAGAGCGUUGAAGACUUCACAUUAGCCCUAAAAGAACUCGCCAGAAAGUGUGAGUUCGAUUCGUUUCUGAACGACGCAUUGCGUGACAGAUUAGUUGCAGGCUUGAAGUGCGAAGAAACGCAAAGAGCACUUUUUGCCAUGGACGACUUAACGUUUGAAAAGGCGUGUAAGACGGCACGAGAUAAGGAACAGGCCGCAAAACAGACCAGCCAAAUGCACCAGCGAUUCCCGCCAGACGUGAACAUGGUUAGAUUAGAUAGCACGAAGACAGCGAACGCACAGCGCCAGAGAAAAACUGGUAAAGCACAAAAGUGUUAUCGAUGCGGUAAAUUCCACGACCCAAAUCAGUGUUGGUACAAGGAAUAUCGCUGUUCGUCAUGCUCAAAAGUUGGACACUUGAAGAAAAUGUGUCGGUGCAGCAACAAUCGGCGGAGAAAUGUGAAAAAGGUCGAUUGUGUAGAAGAAAGCGUUGAAACCGAGUCAAGUGAUGACGCCUUCAUGGUAUAUUCUGUGACCGCUAAAGCUAAGGGAUAUAGUGUCAUCGUCUCAAUCGAGGGACAGCCUGUUUCCAUGAUAGUAGAUACAGGAGCAUCUGUAUCGAUUAUGCCAAAGCAACUCUACGAAGAGAGAUUCAAAAAGCUGCCGUGCCAGCAAACUGAAGUAGUACUGCGAACCUACGCAGGGGGCAAACUGACAGUCGUCGGAAAGCUUCAGGUCAACGUGCAGUACGAAGGACAGAGCAAAAUACUCCCUAUCGUUGUCGUUGACGACUGCGGCGAAGACCUCCCAUUGCUUCUUGGAAGGGAUUGGCUGCAAACACUAAAACUCAACUGGAAUGGGUUUCUUCACUACGCAUCAAAAGACCCUGCAGUCAUCGAGUUGCAAACACUUAAAGACAAAUACAGCAGUGUAUUUCGUAUGGCGCCCUGCGUAGUUCGUAACUUCGAGGCACAGGUCGUGGUCAAAGAAGCUUCGCGACCAGUGUUCUGUAAAGCCAGGGCAGUUCCAUUUGCGCUGCGCGAGCAAGUCAUCAAGGAGCUUGAUUCUUUAGAAAAGGAAGGGAUCCUGAAGCGUGUAUCUCACAGUGAGUGGGCCACACCACUUGUUUGUGUGCCGAAGAAGGACGGGCAAGGCCUUCGAUUAUGUGGCGAUUAUAAAAUCACCAUAAACCCUGUAUUGAAGACGGACCAUUACCCGUUGCCACAUCCCGAGGAACUAUUCGCCAAACUUGUAGGAGGCAACGUGUUUUGCGUGCUGGACCUCGCAGCGGCUUACCAACAAGUAAAGUUGAGUCCGGCGUCGAAGAAACUACUGACGGUCAACACUCCUCUAGGCCUGUUCGAAUACCAACGGCUUCCGUUUGGGAUAUCCAGCGCGCCAGCGAUUUUUCAGGCCCUCAUGGACCAAGUACUAAAAGACAUUCCGAAAGUCGGAUGCUAUAUUGAUGACGUGAUCAUCGCAGGGAAGGACUUGGUCGAUUGCAAGAAGACGCUGGAAGAAGUGCUACUGAAACUUCAGGAACACGGUCUAACGAUAAAGGAAAAAAAGUGUCAGUUCUUCCGGUCGUCUGUGACGUACCUCGGGCACCAGAUCACUAGCCAAGGCAUCUUCCCGACAGACACGAAGACGAAGGCAAUCGUCGAAGCACCGGAGCCUUGCAACAAGACAGAACUUCAGGCGUACUUGGGCCUACUAAAUUUCUACGGAAGAUUCCUCAGAAAUGUAUCUACGGUCGCGGCACCUCUCUACGAGCUCCUAAAAAAGGACCAGCCAUGGAGGUGGACACCAGCGUGCAAGAGAGCUUUCGAAGACACAAAACAGCUUCUCGUGAAAAGCAAAUGCCUCGUCUACUACGACGUUCGCAAACCGCUUGGACUAAUUUGCGACGCGUCAGCCUACGGCGUGGGAGCCAUUAUUUUCCACAUCAUGAGCGACGGCAGCGAAAGACCAAUCGCCUUUGCGUCCCGCACGUUGACAGCCUCAGAGAAGAACUACGCACAGUGCGAAAAAGAAGCACUUGCUAUUAUUUUUGGACUCAAACGUUUCCAUCGCUACUUAUAUGGAAGACAUUUUGUAAUUUAUACCGACCACCAACCGUUACUUGGAAUUCUCGCGGCAAACAAGGCGAUCCCAGCUUUAGCAGCGGCAAGGAUACAGCGCUGGGCGCUCACGCUUUCUGCUUACUCAUAUGCUCUGCGAUAUCGUAAAGGUCAAGACAUGCAAGCCGCAGACGCAUUAUCUCGGCUUCCCCUAGCAAGUCAAAAGUGCGACCCCCCACCAGAAUGUCUAGCAUUCUUCAACGUCUCCCCAAUCACCGCAAAAGAUAUCGCGGAAGCUACGAAACGUGAUAAGAUCAUCAGUCGUGUCGCGGACUACACGCUGAACGGAUGGGCCGCAUCGUUUGAUGAACAGUAUCGACCGUUCUUCGCACGGCGAGACGAAUUGUCAUUGGAGCAAGGGUGUGUUACUUGGGGGACACGUGUCGUCGUUCCCGAACAGCUUCGGCCAGCGGUUUUGUCCAUACUUCACGAGGAGCACCCAGGCAUUAACCGAAUGAAAAUGUUGGCCAGGAACUUCGUAUGGUGGCCAGGUCUCGACAGCCAAGUCGAAGAGCAAGUUCGUAAAUGUCGAAUCUGUCAGGCUGUUCAAGCUGGCGUGCCGACAGUUCCGCAUCAGCCAUGGACAUACCCAGCCAGGAUUUGGCAAAGGAUUCAUCUAGAUUUCGCAACACACACUUCGGUCAACCUGUUAGUUGUCAUCGACUCGUAUUCAAAAUGGGUCGAGGUUUUUAGCAUGAAGUCGACCACUACCACAGCAACAAUUGCAAGGCUACGGAAGCUUUUCUCAGCCUACGGCUAUCCUGAAGAAAUUGUAAGUGAUAAUGGACCACAAUUUACCUCGCAAGAGUUUCAAGCAUACAUGCAAACUCACGGGGUGAAACACACCAAGACGCCACCAUACCACCCGUCAUCUAACGGUGCCGCGGAGCGCCUGGUACAGACGACAAAGAAGACACUACGAAAGCAAGUCCUUCAGGACCACAACUCUGGUCAGGUUAGACCAAUCUCUGAACGUAUCGACAGCUUCCUCAUGGCGUACAGGAAUACGCCGUCUACAGUAACUGGUAAGACACCAGCCGAACUUUUUCUAAAACGUACACCACGUACUAUAUUAUCGCUACUUAAACCAAGCUUCCUAGAUGAUAUGCGCAACAAUCAAGGCAUUGAUCACCAGAAAAGUUUGCAUCGCCGCAAGCCCAGAUUGUUCAGUGAGGGACAACCAGUCUACGUUAAGACCGUACGAGGAGAAGGUAUCGCCUGGGAAGAAGGGACAAUUGUGAGUGUGGUUAGCCCUGUGACGUUUGUGGUGAACGUAAACGAACAGGACCGGUUUGUGCAUAGUGAUCAUCUGCGAUGUCGAUCAGUGUUUCCAGAGACCUUUGCAAAGCAUAAGGUGCCAGUGACAAGUACCAGAGCUCCGAGUCCAUCUCCCCAGCAGCCGCCGGAUGUAGCUGACAUCCACCGUCGCGAUAUUCCGUCUACCCCGCCUCCGGACAAGCAGGCGGCGACCCCGGAAAGGACCCGGAACCCCUCAACUCCGCGUUCCCAGAGGUCACCCAGUGGACAGCCUGCAACGCAAGACGCUGGGAACGAUCAACUUGGAUUCCCCUCCACAUCAGCUACAACGCCGCAACACGAGACACCAGUCAUCCGCACAAGUUCCCGCGUUUCAAGACUUCCCGACCGCUACCAAGCACCAGACUUCAGAAAAUGA
Ornithodoros turicata is the source of this 4237-nucleotide messenger RNA. RefSeq lists its product as uncharacterized. Gene Ontology annotation, molecular function: aspartic-type endopeptidase activity; nucleic acid binding. The record is from RefSeq and is a predicted model, not a curated record. Gene Ontology annotation, biological process: DNA integration; proteolysis. Bases 161 to 4237 code for a protein of 1358 amino acids. NCBI's taxonomy places the organism in Eukaryota, Metazoa, Arthropoda, Arachnida, Ixodida, Argasidae. The transcript has a single exon.